AUGGCCUUCUUACGGAAGGGGAACUUGGUCCCUUCACUCUCCGAAACCCGCCAUAUCCAGACCUUGGUCGCAGAUGGCGAGGUUAAACUGGCCCAAUUUGAGCGUGCAAGAGCUCAGCUGGCCGCACAGACAGAGAGGCUACAGGCAGAUUUGCACGCUUGGAAGCAAAUGCUCAGCCCCAUGCGCCGUCUCCCUCUCGAAUUACUCUCAGAAAUAUUUUUCCGUGUUCUCGGAUAUCACGACGAGGACGAUCCGGCUGUGAUGGGCAGUCUUUCCCGGAUCUGUCAGGUGUGCUCCAGGUGGCGAACACUAGCCUUCAGUAUACCUCGAUUGUGGACGAACAUGUUCUUCUCUGUCCCAGAGACGGGACCUAUUACGCAUACCCUUUUCGCUAUAAUUGGGGACUACCUGCCGCGGUCUGCACCACAUCAUCUUCACUUGCGAUUUGACACACCAAUUUAUGCUACGCACCCACCAGAAAAUAUCUCUACGCUGCUACGUGCUGUGGUACCCUUCUUAGACCGCCUGCGAUCUCUGCAGCUGCAUCUUCCUCUGGAGGCUCUGCUCGCCUUCUCGCAUUUUCCGGACAAGCCGGACGCCCUCCCUGUUCUGGAUGCCUUCUCCUUCUCGCCUCCUGCAAAUAUAUCAGAACCUCACAUGACCGGCGUCGACAUGGCCCUCGCACCAGUCCUACUCAAAGCCCCCCAUUUGCGAGAUAUAGACUUAUCCAUCUCCGAUGGAAAUACCCUUCGCGCCUGGCCUAUCCCAUGGUCGCAAAUCGUGAUUCUUGACCUGCACCAAUUCUUUGAUACACCCGAGUCAGCUCAGGAGGCCCUCUCGCACUGUUCGUCGUUGGAGCAGUGCUCACUCAAACCCAUACCUCUCCGCCACACGGGUAACCCCAAUUCAACAUCCCCGCUACCUAUCACCUUGCCCCUACUCAAAUCGAUGGACAUUGAAUUCCUCUAUGAAAUCGACGAUACUACUGAAGGCGCAGCGUCGUUUUUUCGUCAUCUCAAUAUGCCCGCUCUCUCCGAACUGCAGUUGUUCAUAAACGCCGGGGCCGACGAAUUCGAGGUGCCGCUAUUCGUGACACACCUGUUCUUACGCUCAGGACCUUCCUUAAAGACCCUCGUUCUCUUUGGCGUUCAGUUCGAGGAGGGAGAUAUAGAACUACUUCUGCAGUCUCUACCAGUCUUGGUAAACCUCAAGUGUGAAUACUGUCUAGUCGGUCACGAUCAAUUGUUCGACGCAUUGCAGUAUCACGGACCCGAUGGGCUUCCUCCCUUGGUGCCACGGCUGGAAAAACUCGAAGUCCUCGAAUAUGAUGUCCGUAUGCCUAUUACACCCCACAAGAUCGCAGACACGAUCGUCUCCCGCUGGUGGUCGGACGAAGAUCUUUUGGUGGUGCGACCUCCUGUGGCUCGGUGGAAGAAUGUUCAAAUUUGGUGGGAAAAUGGCGGCACUCUGGAGCUGGACGAGGCGACGUGGGAUAGGAUCUCCAUUUGUUGUGACGAGGGCUUGAUCGUCGAUUUAGAAGUACAAUGA
Molecule: messenger RNA, 1548 nt
Organism: Stereum hirsutum FP-91666 SS1
Lineage: Eukaryota; Fungi; Basidiomycota; Agaricomycetes; Russulales; Stereaceae
Exons: 1
Coding region: 1-1548 (515 amino acids)
Molecular function (GO): protein binding
Source: RefSeq, a predicted model, not a curated record